AUGAACCCACAUCUUCCCUUGAAUCUCACACAUGGAUACUUGUUUUCUAGCAUUGAGAUUCCGAGUGAAGGUACACGUUAUAACACCGCAAUUGCCGUAGAUUGGGAUGCAAAUACGCUCACGGUUUAUGCGUCUGAAGGUGAUGAGGAAUUAAAGAAAGUUGCGGGACCGGUGACGAACUCUCCCAAGGUCGUUGAAGCUGACAACAAGCUGACUGGAGAAUGGCAUGUUCAACUGAUCAAAUUUCCCCGUCCUAACCCUGCUGAUCCUUAUGACCAAAGAAGUGAUGUAGUACACAAAGGUCUUCAGGAAUCUGUGCAUGAGGGAAUUUUCUUCUCGAGGAUGUUUGUAGAGGAUGGCGCAAAGGGUAAAAUCACUACUUCUGUUACUGGAGAGGCUACUGUGGCUCAGAGUCCAAAAACAAAGAUAUCAAGAGCUAGAGAUUGA
Messenger RNA from Melampsora larici-populina 98AG31, 447 nucleotides. RefSeq lists its product as uncharacterized. The transcript has 6 exons. Lineage: Eukaryota; Fungi; Basidiomycota; Pucciniomycetes; Pucciniales; Melampsoraceae. Bases 1 to 447 code for a protein of 148 amino acids. The record is from RefSeq and is a predicted model, not a curated record.